Linepithema humile (Argentine ant) is the source of this 3100-nucleotide messenger RNA. RefSeq lists its product as uncharacterized. The record is from RefSeq and is a predicted model, not a curated record. Gene Ontology annotation, biological process: regulation of transcription by RNA polymerase II. Lineage: Eukaryota; Metazoa; Arthropoda; Insecta; Hymenoptera; Formicidae. Gene Ontology annotation, molecular function: DNA binding. Gene Ontology annotation, cellular component: transcription regulator complex; nucleus.
AUUACAAGCGAGUCAAGAUGAUUGUAUUACAGUAUCAUUGCAAGUAUUUUAAUCUUGUCUUUAUUAAAAGCGAGUUCUCAAUAAAAGGAUGAAGCGGAAUAAAGUGACGAGUUUCAGGACUUUUACUCGCGCGGGGGAGGGGAGGGAGGUGGUGAAAUCCUGCGAUAUCGCGAACGCCGUAAAAUGCAUGCGCAUGUCGGUGGUCGAAUGCGCAAAUGUAUUCGCGCGUUGGUUUCGCGGGAUGCAUCUAUCGUUAUUUAUAAAACGAACUUUGGCGAUAAGGCUAAGUAAACAAAGCAACAGCUCGAGAUUUUUCCAGCGAACGUCGCCUGACGCGUGUAUAUGUCUGGAAGAAUUAAACGCGCGAAUUUAUCGCGUCCUCAAUUUGCGCUGAAUCAGCGUAUCUUGUCGAUGUUCGUACGAACGAACGGCAGGACGAAGAGCGAACGGAACGAGAUCUCCGGCGGUUUCGGCCGCUGGAAUCCGAGACUCGCUUGCGCGAGGCGAGGCGAGGCGAGGCGAGGCGAAAUAUUAAGGGCGCGGACGCGGCCGAGGGAUGAGGGCGAGGGCGGCGAGGGUAAAAGGUACUCGGGAGAGCGCGGUUGCUAGCGCUAGCGAGGCGAGACGAGGGCGAAACGCGAAUCGAUCGUUACCCGCCGGCGUCCUGCGCGCUAAUCGCUAUCCCGGCGCUAGUAUUCGCCCGUACUCUGCUCCCGUCGGUCCGCUAUCAUUCACCGCCGUCGUAGAGUACCUCGCCGUCCCGGGGUUUCGCGAGCGCCGGGAUACCGCGCGCAAAGCGGAAGCAUGCGGGACGAGGUGAAGAUGGACGCGAAUCGGCUGAUCGCCGAGGUGUACAAGCGGCCGGCGCUCUGGAACCAAAGGCACAUCUCUUAUCACAAUCGUGAGGUGACCAACCGCGUCUGGAUGGAGAUCGCGGCGAUAUUCAAUCUUCCCAAGCCGAUGCUAAAAGCAAAGUGGAAAGGCUUGCGCGACACGUUUCGCGCCGAAUUGAAAAAGGAUCAGGUAUACCGUAAAAGCAAGUUCCACCGGAUCCGACCGGUAUGGAUCCACUUCAAAAGCCUGCAGUUCCUGAAGGAGCAGAUGCUUCCACGGCCGCCAAUCUGGGAACGUAGCGUCGCCAAGACGGAGGAUGACCCGAGCGAGAACGAGGUGGAGAACGGCGCGCCGAUGUCUGACAUCGAUGGCGGCCUCGACGAUCGCGACACGAUCGCCGAUCAUCUGUUGUCGAUGGCCGGCGACGGUAGCGUUCACCAUCAACUAGACGGCAGCGACGGCCGGCGCGGCACGGUGGAUGUGAAACGCGAGCCUGAGGAGAGCUUCGACAAUCUGGAGUUCCAGGGCGUCACUGACAAUCUGGCGGAGAACGAAAUGAUGCUGCAAAACAUCUCGCCCGAGCAGGUCCUCAUGAGUGACAGCGACACCGGUGUUGGCCACGUAGGUGUCGAUCCGCUUGAGGGCAAUCGCUUCGACGACAACUACUAUUUCCUGAUGAGCCUGCUGCCGCAUAUCAGGACACUGCCGGCCGAUCGUAGGAUGCUGCUCAGGAUGCAGAUGCAGGAGCUCGUUUACAAGGAGGUCUACAAAAAGUCUUCUGACGGCGAACAGACGGCGAAUACUUAACUAUCUUUUAGACUUAAUUAUCGCGUUAAACGGGCUCUUUUAGUAUUCAAAAGCCGUUUUUCGAAAAAUAAAGAAUCUUUAUUUAUGAAUAAGGAAUCUCUAUUUUUCAAAGAACGAUUCUGAAUACGAUCUGUAAAAGUCGUUUAUUAUUUAUUUUUUCCAUACAAAACCGAUUGAUAAAAAUAAAAAAAAAUAUAUAUAUAGAGCUCAACGUCGCGGUUAUUAUGAGCUACAAAAAAAUAAGCAGCACAAAAUAGACAACUGGUUCUUUUCGAUAUAUUCGAUCGGAAGUGGUAAAGUUACAGGUAUAUCGUUUUUCUUUCAAGUAGAAGAAACGAAAAUCUUUCCAGUUAUCUAAAGAAAGAAAUUCUGGAGAAGAUUGCUAUUGUCAUAAAUCCUUCGUUAUCUCGAUCCAAUAGGGAUGUAUACCUGUGCCUAAAUCUGUACAGGUCAUGGUUCCUCCAGGUAGGUCAGCAACACGGGUCGCUUCUGUAUCAAAUGCGCACGCUCGCAUUGACUCCCACCGAGUGAUCGGCCGGCGACGCGGCGACACGGUUGAGCGACACUGGUGCUUUCUCGUACCUGCAGGUACGACCGUGACGCACACCUGUACGCGCCUCCGUGUACUCACCUCGUCCAUCCGUACCUACACAUUCAGCUGCUGGUGCACAACAUUUCGCGGAACCGCGCAUGCGUGCCCACCGUGGCUCCAAUCGGAGUCCGAUCGCGUUUCCUUCGCUUUCGCGUCGCGACUCCGCGUCCGUGUGCUUACGUUCAGUUCGCCGCCGAUCGCACCGUUAUCCCGAUCGAGCGUGUUCCUCGGUUACCUGUCCGCCGCGCGUUGGUCCCGCUUCUCUCCUUCGUUAUUUCCCCGUUCUCGAACAGCGUCACGUCGUCGUGUCGCCUUGCCGUUCGUCGUGUCGUCGGCCGCUGUCGUGCAUGGACACAGGUGUUAGAGUUAUUGCGGCUCUUUACACACCGCUCUCCUGUCGUUCCCACUGUUGUGUUGUGCUGCACCACGAUCGGCAUAAGGUGAGUCAAUUACCAAGAAUUUCUCCCGAGCGCUUCCGGAGAACUAAAAGCCGCUUAGACAGGGCGACCUACUACCGUAAAUGAUGACCCGCAAUGGAGAAUCCUUUGAUCAGUUGGACGAUUUUAUCUUGACAAAAGAAAUCGAUUCUCCAGUCUUUGACAUUAUUUUUGCAAUUGACCUAAAAUCAACUCCAUUUAUAUUAAAAUAAGAACAUAGUUUUGCUCUUUGAAGGAAGUCUAGUUCACAAAAAAUAUUUUAUCUUGAAUCGUGAAUUAUUAACGUCUGAAUAUUCUUGUUUAAAAAAAUUUGCCUUACGUUAGUAAAAAAAUGUGCCGUUAACAAUGAAAAUUGUUAUGUCUGAAAAGCCGACUUUACUGCUGACGAGAGAAAGAGACACGUUUUAAAGAUCUGUUGCUCUCUUCCGUU